GACAGAUGAUCCAUAAGACUUGGCUACUGCCUAGUCUCCUGAUUCUAGGAAAUAUUUUACUGCUGUGUUUCACUGUCGUGACCCUUGAAAGACGAAAGCUGUGGAGGCUGCCGAAAAGAUUAGGACCCUACCAUGUUGCUUACCCUCAAAGAUACAAAUUCAUAAUUGAUCAACCAGAUAAAUGUGCACAGCAAAAUCCUUUCGUGGUGAUUAUUGUGCCUGUGGCGCCUAAUAACGUUGAUGCUCGCAAUGCUAUCCGAAUGUCAUGGGGACGUGACAAGCUUGUCCAGGAGAAAGUGGCGCUCGUUCUGUUUCUCCUCGGCUCACAUUAUGGAACCGAUGCGGACAGACUACAAGAACAACUCCGGAUUGAGAGCGAGCAGUACCAAGACCUGCUCCAGAGUAACUUUAAGGAUACCUAUAGGAAUCUAACCAUUAAAACAAUGGUAAUGAUGGAGUGGCUAAACAAGAAGUGUCCACAGGCGUCUUAUGCCGUGAAGGUGGAUGCAGACGUGCUCCUCAACAUUAGAAACCUUAUGAGCAUGCUAGUGAAUCUGAAUCCACUGCAAAGGAACUACAUCACUGGCCUGGUUUUGUUCGGCAACAGUGUCCUGCGAGAUCGAUCCAGCAAGUUUUAUAUCCCUCAUGAAGUCUACCCCAAAUCCAGAUAUCCUCCGUAUCCUCUGGGAAUGUGCUACAUCUUUUCUAUGGACCUACCAGAGAAGAUUGUACGUGCUUCGAUGCAUAUCAGACCUAUAUUUAUAGAGGAUGCAUAUGUUGGCAUGUGUCUGAAUCGUUUGGGUAUUAGACCUAAAAAACCACCAAAUAUUCAACAGUUUGUGGUUAAACCGCCUCAUUACAAUCGCUGUCUCUAUUCGAAACUAAUAGCAGUACUUACAAACAGCCCAACUAAGUUGGUUGCUUACUGGACAGAUAUCCACACCUCCAGGACACCAUGCUGA
This is a messenger RNA of Paramisgurnus dabryanus, 962 nucleotides long. RefSeq names its product beta-1,3-galactosyltransferase 2-like. Gene Ontology annotation, biological process: protein O-linked glycosylation. Lineage: Eukaryota; Metazoa; Chordata; Actinopteri; Cypriniformes; Cobitidae. The record is from RefSeq and is a predicted model, not a curated record. Gene Ontology annotation, molecular function: N-acetyl-beta-D-glucosaminide beta-(1,3)-galactosyltransferase activity. Gene Ontology annotation, cellular component: Golgi membrane.